GAUUACAGGCGUGAGCCACCGCGCCCGGCCUGCCAGUGUUUUUCAGAGCGGCAUCCCGUUACCACCAGAAUCAGAAUGACCAGUCAAAGGUAAAAAUGUCAAUUCAGACCAAGUACAUCCCUAAAGAAUUUUCAGUCUAGGGCUUUAAGAUGGCUUUCUUAAGAGGCGCGCGUAACCCAGUCUUCCUGCUCUGGCUGAGGUGCGAUUGGGCUCCGCCGCGUCCCGGCCCCGCCCCAUCCUGCCCUACUUCUCCCGGCCUCGCUCCACCCACCGCCGGUCUCCUGCCGUAAUCUUGGCGGGAAGGCGCCGGCCGCUAAGAAGCCGAAAGAUGUCCGGGUCGGGCGCGGCGGCUGAGAAGGCGGACUCCAGACAGCGACCCCAAAUGAAGGUCAAUGAAUAUAAAGAAAAUCAAAACAUCGGUUAUGUGUCUCUGAAACCAGUACAGACUACAGUUUCAAUAAAAACAGCUACAGUCUAUCUUACCCCCUUUUCACUUAGUAAUUAUCAGCUAGACCAGCUUAUGUGCCCCAAAUCCCUAUUAGAAAAGAAUUCUAACAAUGAAGUGGCGUGUAAGAAGACUAAAAUAAAGAAAACCUGCAGAAGGAUUAUACCUCCAAAGAUGAAAACCACAUCUUCCAAGGCAGAAUCCACACUGCAAAAUCCGUCCUCAGCUGUUCAUACUGAAAGUAAUGAGCUACAACACGAGAGAACAACAGAUGCGAUGAAUCUCGAUGUUGAUAUGGAAAGUAGUCAGGAUGGAGACAGUGAUGAAGCUACCACACCAGGCCUGGAUGAUUUUUCAGGAUUGUCACCCUACGAAAGGAAGAGACUGAAGAACAUAUCAGAAAAUGCAAACUUUUUUGCUUCUCUUCAGUUGUCUGAGUCUGCUGCAAGACUCCGUGAAAUGAUAAAGAAGAGACAGCCUCCUAAAUCCAAGAGAAAGAAGCCUAAGAAGAGAGAAAAUGGGAUUGGAUGUAGAAGGUCAAUGCGAUUACUAAAAGCUGAUCCUUCAGGAGUUUUAUUAUCAGCAACUCCAGCACCACCAGCCUUAGUAGCAGAUGAAACUCCUUUGUUACCUCCUGGGCCUUUAGAAAUGACUUCUGAAAAUCAAGAUGACAACAAUGAAGGAUUUAAAGGAUUUCUGCGGACAUGGGCAGGAAUGAGCAAGCCAAGUAGUAAGAACACUGAGAAGGGGUUAUCUAGCAUUAAAAGCUACAAAGCCAAUUUAAAUGGCAUGGUCAUUAGUGAAGAUACUGUUUACAAAGUUACCACAGGCCCAAUAUUCUCUGUGGCUCUCCACCCAUCCGAAACUAGAACUUUGGUAGCAGUUGGGGCCAAAUUUGGGCAAGUUGGACUUUGUGAUUUGACCCAGCAACCUAAAGAAGAUGGAGUUUACCUUUUUCAUCCCCAUAGUCAGCCAGUUAGCUGUCUUUACUUUUCACCCGUCAAUCCGGCCCACAUACUGUCGCUAAGCUAUGAUGGCACGUUACGCUGUGGGGAUUUUUCCAGGGCUGUUUUUGAAGAGGUAUAUAGAAAUGAAAGAAGUAGCUUUUCCUCCUUCGACUUCUUGGCAGAAGAUGCCUCCACUUUAAUAGUAGGACACUGGGAUGGAAAGAUGUCACUGGUGGAUAGACGGACACCUGGAACUUCUUAUGAGAAACUUAUCAGUUCUUCUAUGGGAAAAAUAAGAACUGUUCAUGUCCACCCAGUGCAUAGACAGUAUUUUAUCACUGCCGGAUUGAGGGAUAUUCAUAUUUAUGAUGCAAGGCACCUGAAUUCCAGGGGAAGUCAGCCUUUGAUUUCUUUGACUGAACAUACAAAGAGCAUUGCUUCUGCCUAUUUUUCGCCUCUUACUGGUAACAGAGUGGUGACCACAUGUGCUGAUUGUAAUCUGAGAAUUUUUGACAGCAGCUGUGUAUCUUCUAACAUUCCUCUCCUCACCACCAUCAGGCACAACACUUUCACUGGGCGAUGGCUGACCAGAUUCCAAGCCAUGUGGGAUCCUAAACAAGAAGACUGUGUCAUAGUUGGCAGCAUGGCCCGUCCACGACGGAUAGAAAUCUUCCAUGAGACAGGAAGGAGGGUGCAUUCUUUUGGUGGAGAAUGCCUUGUCUCUGUGUGUUCCAUCAAUGCCAUGCACCCAACUCAGUAUAUUUUGGCUGGAGUUUGGAAUGAAUACUUAUUUCUAGACUCACACUGGAAGGGGGCCUGGAAAGGUAAUCUAACUCAGUGAUUUUGAAACUUGAUUUUUUUUUUGUUGAGAACUUUUUUUUUUGCCACCCUCCCUAUAGGUUAAAUCUUACGUGAAACGCCAAGAUAACUGCUAAGCAGCUUUGGUUUACUCAGGGCGGGGUCUGGGUCUCUCUGUGCUUUCCUUUCCCCUUCCUCUAGAUGGCUCCUGAGACACAGCCAGGACUCCCAGGCACAGAAUGUGGAUCUGCCCUGGUCCCUGCAUUCCAGUGUAGGAUUGCCUCAGACCUGUGUUUUUCAGACUGGGUUUUUGCUCUUCAUAUGAAAUCAGUUAAAUGACAAUGACUGGUGUUGAAAAAAAUGAAAAGGAAAUAAUUUUGUAAAGAACAGAAAACAUAUUUGAGUAAGUAUUGUUUUGUAAAACAUAUAUGCAUAUAUAUUUGUAGGUAUAUAUGUUUAUGUAUAUUCUGAUGUAAAAAAUAUAUAUUUUUAAUUACUGUAGUACCAUGGGUAAUGGUUAAAGAAGUGAAAGCUACUGCUUAGAAUGUCCCAGUCUUUGUCCCCAUCUUUAAACUCUCCAAAGGAUAUUCAGUAGUGUUAAGUGAAUACCUUCAUUCUUAUUCAUAUUUGGGGGAAAUGUUAUGAAAUAUCACUUUUGGUAUUUCUUUCAUCAAAAUAUUUUAUUUUCAGAAGUGAUGGUAAUUUCAAUGUGUUGUUGGGAGGGGAGCAGCCAGAUCAGUUACUUAUAUUACUGUGUGACAUCUAUCCAACUUUCUUCGUACUUUUUAAUUUCCAGAUACUACUGAAAGACUGUAAAUGGCUUUGGCAAUAUGUUUGGCUUCUAAGAGGAAAUAUUUUCUCAUAGUUGUAUAUCAGAGAAAUAGUGAUAUAUAAUCUCUUUGAAAAACAAUUUCUAAAUAAUUUUCUUCUCUGUAGUUAAAAUCUAAGUGUAAAAAGGUUUAGUUUCUUAAUAGGUUUAGGUGUUUAUAAGUAAUAUUUCUCGAUUUUCUAGUUGGUGUAAGUAGUGGAAUUGACAAGUGAGAUGGAAAUGUUAAUUUAUAAAGGGAAAGUAAAGCUAGGUGAGGUUGAAUUAUAAUUAGACUGUGCAGGAAACACUAUAAAGGCUUUAGGCUACCUUUCUCAUUUCUGUGCCAGUUAAUUUCCUGGGUUCUAGAGUGGUUAGUUCUAUGGGAAUUGUGUUUUUUAAUUUUUUUUUUUUUUAAUGAUGAAAACUACUCUCAAUCAUUUAAGCUUUGAAUACCUGGCAGUAAUUGCCUGGACUCUUCAAUAAACAUUAGCAAAUUCUUGAUGUU
This is a messenger RNA of Saimiri boliviensis boliviensis (Bolivian squirrel monkey), 3503 nucleotides long. The record is from RefSeq and is a predicted model, not a curated record. NCBI's taxonomy places the organism in Eukaryota, Metazoa, Chordata, Mammalia, Primates, Cebidae.